AUGACCGCGGUGAACGGCAACGUCGCCAAGGACGACGAAAAUCGUUUGUCACAUUAUAAAACGAAUAUUGUCUUGGGCGAAUCCUUUGCCUCCGCAGACAAGGAACGCAAAAGCUUCCAACCGAAUAAAACGAAAAAGAAUUCCAAGCAUGACGAAUCAACGGAUAGUACCGACGAUGACAAGCCAAAGGAAGACAUCAAGCCGGUGGGUUUCUUCACCAUGUUCCGCUAUGCAACAACAAGGGAUCGCAUGCUCUACAUGAUCGGUCUGCUCUGCGCGGUGGCCACCGGCCUGACAACGCCGGCCAACAGCUUGAUCUUUGGAAAUCUGGCGAACGACAUGAUUUACUAUAGCGGACUUGUGCCGGGCGCCACAUAUAUGAAAGAAUCGUCGGUUACCGAACUCCUCCAGGAUGCAGUGCAGAAGUUUUCGCUAUACAACACAUAUAUUGGCAUCGUGAUGCUGUUCUGCAGUUACAUAUCCAUCACGGUUUUCAAUUAUGCGGCCCACUCACAGAUAAUGAGCAUACGUUCCAAGUUUUUCAAAUCCGUGCUGCAUCAGGACAUGACCUGGUACGAUAUCAAUCCGAGCGGAGAGGUUGCCAGCCGAAUGAAUGAAGAUCUGUCAAAGAUGGAGGAUGGUCUGGGCGAGAAAGUUGUCAUAUUUGUGCAUUUCAUAGUCGCAUUCAUUGGAUCCAUUGUCCUGGCCUUUGUCAAGGGCUGGCAGCUGGCCCUCGUGUGCCUGACCAGCUUGCCGGUGACCUUUAUAGCCAUGGGCUUCGUGGCCGUGGCCACAUCCAAGCUGGCCAAACAGGAGGUCAACAUGUAUGCGGGCGCCGCCAUCGUCGCCGAGGAGGCCUUGUCCGGCGUGCGCACGGUCAAGGCGUUCGAGGGUGAAUACAAGGAGGUCGCCGCCUACAAGGCGAAAGUCGUUGCGGCCAAGGAGCUAAACAUCAAGCGCAAUAUGUUCUCCGGCAUUGGCUUCGGCCUUUUGUGGUUCUUCAUCUACGCCUCGUACGCCCUGGCUUUCUGGUAUGGCGUUGGCCUGGUUCUCAAGGGACGUGAAGACCCAUAUUAUGAAAACUAUACGCCCGGCACUAUGAUAACCGUGUUCUUCUCGAUCAUGAUGGGCUCGAUGAACAUAGGCAUGGCGUCUCCGUAUAUUGAGGCAUUCGGCAUAGCCAAGGGUGCCUGUGCCAAGGUGUUUCACAUCAUUGAGCAGAUCCCAAUUAUCAAUCCGAUUGAGCCGCGCGGCCAGAGCCUCAACGAGCCGCUGACAACCAUCGAAUUCCGCGACGUCGAGUUCCAGUAUCCCACGCGCAAGGAGAUACCCAUUCUGCAGAAGCUCAACCUGCGGAUUCAUCGCGGCCAGACGGUGGCUCUGGUGGGCCCCUCGGGCUGUGGCAAGUCCACCUGCAUACAGCUGAUACAGCGCUUCUACGAUCCCCAGGGCGGUGAACUCUUCUUCAACGGCACAAACAUCAAGGACAUCAAUAUUAAUUGGCUGCGCGAGCGCAUCGGCGUGGUCGGCCAGGAGCCGGUGCUCUUCGGCCAGUCCAUAUACGAGAACAUACGCUAUGGUCGCGAGGAUGCCACCAAGGAGGACAUUGAGGCGGCAGCCGCGGCAGCAAAUGCUGCCAUCUUCAUCAAGAAACUGCCCAAGGGCUACGACACGCUCGUGGGAGAGCGCGGAGCUCAACUGUCCGGCGGCCAGAAACAACGCAUUGCCAUUGCCCGCGCUCUGAUCCGUGACCCGGAGAUUCUGUUGUUGGAUGAGGCGACCUCGGCGCUCGAUACGGCCAGCGAGUCAAAGGUGCAGGCCGCCCUGGAAAAGGUCAGCCAGGGACGCACCACCAUCAUUGUGGCCCAUCGUCUGUCCACGGUGCGUCGCGCGGACAAAAUCGUGGUGAUCAACAAUGGCCAGGUCGUCGAGGCCGGCACCCACCAGGAGCUGAUGAUGCUGAAGAACCACUACUUCAAUUUGGUGACCACGCAGAUGGGCGAUGACGACGGCAGCCUGCUCAGUCCCAGUGGCAACAUCUACAAGAACUUUGAUAUCAAGGAUGAGGACGAGGAGGAAAUCAAGAUAAUUCAGGACGAUGUCGAGGAGGAAGUGGCACAGGUAGAAAAAAAGAAGAAGAAGAAGAAGACAAAGCGGGACAAAAACGCGGGCUCACCAAUGCGGGGCAUCAUGAAGCUGAAUCAACCGGAAUGGGUGCAGAUCGCCAUCGGCUGCGUAUGCUCGAUCAUAAUGGGCUGUGCCAUGCCCAUUUUCGCGGUGCUCUUCGGUAGCAUUCUGCAGGUGCUGCAAUCCAACGAUCCUGUAUACGUGCGGGACAACACCAACGAGUACAGCCUGUACUUCCUGAUCUCCGGCAUUGUCGUUGGACUGUCCACCUUCAUGCAGAUCUACUUCUUCGGCGUGGCGGGCGAACGUCUCACGGAACGCAUUCGGGGUCUCCUCUUCAGCGGCAUGCUGAAGCAGGAGAUUUCCUGGUUCGAUGAUCGUGCCAACGGCACGGGCAAUCUCUGUGCCCGACUGUCGAGCGAUGCAGCCGCCGUACAGGGCGCGACUGGUCAGCGUAUUGGCAGCAUCAUCCAAUCGAUCGCCACCCUGUUGCUGGGCAUCGGCCUGGCCAUGUACUACGAGUGGAGCUUGGGGCUGGUGGCCAUGGCAUUCAUACCCUUUAUUCUGGUCUCCUUCUAUUUGCAACGCACUGUCAUGGCGCAGGAGAACAUGGGCAAUGCCAAAAUCAUGGAGAACACAACCAAACUGGCCGUCGAGGUGGUCUCCAAUAUACGCACUGUGGUGUCCCUGGGCCGCGAGGACAUGUUCCAUAGCACCUACAUUGAAAUGCUGGCUCCAGCCGUUGAGAAAUCCAAGAAGAACACGCACUAUCGUGGCAUUGUCUAUGGUCUGGCUAGAUCCAUGAUGUUCUUUGCCUAUGCGGCCUGCAUGUCCUAUGGCGGCUGGUGUGUGGUUAAUCGGAAUCUGCCAUUUGGCGAUGUCUUCAAAGUAUCGCAGGCAUUGAUAAUGGGCACGGCAUCCAUUGCCAGCGCCUUGGCCUUUGCGCCCAACAUGCAAAAGGGGAUCAGUGCCGCCGAGACCAUAUUGAAAUUCCUGGAGCGCAAGCCGCUAAUUGCCGACAGUCCUGAUGUCUCAUUGAAGCCCUGGCACUCGAAGGGCAAUGUGUUCUUCGACAAGGUGGAAUUCAGCUAUCCCACACGUCUUGAAGUCCAGGUGCUCCGCGGCCUAAUUCUGGCAGUGCAAACGGGCCAAAAGGUGGCUUUGGUGGGUCCAUCUGGCUGUGGCAAGUCCACGUGCAUUCAGCUACUGCAACGCUUCUAUGAUGUGGACGCUGGUGCUGUCCGGAUCGAUGAUCAGGAUCUCCGACAAUUGGCCAUUUCGAAUCUGCGCAUGCAGCUGGGCAUUGUCUCGCAGGAGCCAAUACUAUUCGAUCGUAGUAUUCGCGAAAAUAUUGCAUAUGGCGACAAUUCCAGAAUAGUCACGGACCAGGAGAUCAUAGCGGCGGCCAAGAAGUCCAACAUACAUGGCUUUAUUGCCAACCUGCCGCUGGGCUAUGAAACCCGUAUGGGCGAGAAGGGCACACAGUUAUCCGGAGGACAGAAACAACGUAUUGCCAUUGCUCGAGCCCUUAUCAGAAAUCCGAAAAUUCUCCUGCUGGAUGAGGCCACAUCCGCAUUGGAUGCGGAAAGUGAAAAAAUCGUGCAAGAGGCAUUAGAUGCGGCCGCCGAGGGACGCACCACAAUUAGCAUUGCCCACAGAUUGUCGACCAUUGUCGACUCGGAUAUUAUCUAUGUGUUCGAGAAUGGAGUCGUCUGUGAGAGCGGCACCCACAAAGAACUGCUCCAGAACCGUGGACUCUACUACACAUUGUACAAACUGCAAACAGGCGCCAUGUAAAUGGCACUCUAGGCUAACGAAUUUCGAUCAAUGACAACCUAGGAUCUAAGCGCGAUUAGUAUUAUACUGUAAAUAAAACACACGCAUCUAAUUCGAUAGGAACAUUUUAGCACAUAAGAAAUCAAAGCAUAUUUAUGAAUUUACCGACAUUGUUGGGCACACUUUAAGCUAAAUAAAUUUUGUAAAAAUUAAA
Molecule: messenger RNA, 4117 nt
Organism: Drosophila virilis
Lineage: Eukaryota; Metazoa; Arthropoda; Insecta; Diptera; Drosophilidae
Gene: Mdr50
Product: Multi drug resistance 50
Biological process (GO): transmembrane transport
Cellular component (GO): membrane
Molecular function (GO): ATP hydrolysis activity; ABC-type oligopeptide transporter activity; ATP binding
Source: RefSeq, a predicted model, not a curated record